This is a messenger RNA of Cyclocybe aegerita, 1647 nucleotides long. NCBI's taxonomy places the organism in Eukaryota, Fungi, Basidiomycota, Agaricomycetes, Agaricales, Hemipholiotaceae. The record is from the annotation of a GenBank genome assembly.
AUGCAAGAUCGAUACAUAGCUUUGCAAAUGGCACCGGGAAGCACUGAUCAAAUCAAGGGGAGCUUCCACCAUCCAGGCCGCAAAGAUAUCCAGACCGCGGCUUCCAUACCUCCAAUUUCAAUGAUACCUUGUUUCUGUGCCAAAGCAACGUAUAUUUGCGGGCAGCGGCGAUGCCUGGGCUGUGGCACUUCAUGCCGAGCGGAGUUAAUUGCUCGAGCAUUACAUAAGAAUCGGAGCGUCACGUGUAUGGGGCAAACCUUUCACUCGACCAUGUCCAACAUUUUCCUCCAUACUAGCUCUCAGCUUCGUGUGGGCCUACCAACAGUAAAGCCUUUGCCUCCCAAUCCCCUCAUCCGGGCAGAACCCGCUGAUGAUGCCUUGGCUCGUGCUCUGGCACCUCCGUCCGAGACUGCGCAAACGGACAGCGACGUGUCCCCGGAAGUUCCAUCGCAGAAGGAACUACGACAACAGCUCCUUGCCUGUGAUCAGCGCUCUUUUCUCACUGGAUCUGCAGUCGCCGAUCUUCAGGCUGCGCAUAUCAUCAAUGCUGUUCGAAAAUCAAGUCAUCAGAUGCGUAAGGAGCAGGUGCAACAAUUACUGAGCCGGCAGCGUCUACAUACUCCCCGCGAGGCCAGUUUUCUUUUGGACGGUCCCAGCAAUGCGAUUCUCUUGGAACCAGGGCUUCACUUUCAAUGGGAUACUUACGGAACAUUCUGCUUUGUUCCAGCCAAGCCUGAUGCGGACGCUAUACUCGAUGCGCUGCGUCGGUCCAACCAAGACUGGCAGGAACUUUACAAAGCAACUCGCGGUAUACCAGCCAGGCCUUUGGAUAUAACAGCGCCACCUUUUGGCAAUCCGCAUUGGGACAUCAUCAUCCUUCAUCCGCACGCACUGCUCCCAGAUGGUCAGCCGAUUUUAAUCUCCCAAAGCCGGACCUUUUACCUUCCAGGGCAGCCGGUACCAGAACCUGAAUUGUCAUGGGAAAGGUGGAUUUCUUUGGGUGAUCAGCUUUGUUCAAUGUCUGAGCCCCAUGAGCCUUUCCCUCCCUUCACUGCCCAGGAUGUGCGCAAGCAUUUCCGCCGCCCCAGUAUUUGCUCUCUCGCCAUGAUCAUCAACGCGCAUUGGAAAUUGGACCACUUCAUGGGGAAGCACAGUCUUUCCGCUACACCCCGUGUUAGAAGUAUGGCAGCGCUGAUGUCCGAUCUUGUUGCAGAGAUAUUUUAUGUGCCUCCUGGAUACCCUUCCAGCGUUUUGCUUGACACUGUUGCACACGGACAUUUGGGGACAGCAUCAACAGAACAGUCUUUGGGUGCAGGACAUGCAAUGAUGGUGGAUCCCCCUGGCCAAACUUCAGCACCAUCAAGUGGAAGUAGAUAUUCUGGUGCAUUGGACUUGGAGGCUCCAGAAGCCCCUGAAGAUGCGGAUGAAGAUGGCUUAACUAACACUGAGUUCCAACUACUUUCAGCACAAGCACAAGAUCCUGUGCUUGACAGCAAGCAGCGUGCUAAUGCAGCAAUGAUGAUGCUCUUUGGUGUAUGUUCACCUGCAAACCCCUAUGCUGAGAGAAUGCAAGCAAUGCAAGCUUUCAAUGAUGUGCCAGGAUAUGGUGGUGCAGUGGAUACAAAUUUGAUCAGUGCUGAUGCAUGA